AUGCCCCUCUUACACACCCUGCGACACUGUAGGCAAGAUGUCUCACUUCCGAAACCAACAUGCGACCGCCGCCACACUGCUGCCACACUGCCACUCGGUAUAAGGGUUUCGCCGAGAUUCAGCCGGGACAGCACCGCAUUCCUCGUCAUCUGUCAUCCUUCUGCGCCCCUCAAUCUGCAUCUUACCGCCUUGCCCACCAACGCGGUCCGCACAUUGGUCGUCACCCGCAAUGUCCACUUCUCCGACCUCAAUGACGACUUCCCCCUCCUUCACAGCAUCACUGUUUAUCUGGACCAAGCGGUCUAUCAUGAGCUCCCAAUCGACCCGUCCACUGCGGUCACCCCGCAACCGGAUCAAGUCACUUUCUACAUCUCCACACUCGUCCACGGAGAUAACGUACUCUACUGUUAUCACCGCUCAGCUCCUGGGUCCAGCAUCAAGCCCGGAGCUGCCCGAGCGGGAUCACCGGUCAAGUCCCGCCUGUUGUCAAAGGCAGAAGGCGUUCGGUGGCAUGAUUGCGUCGACCGUGACGGGACCAAGGUCCCGCUGGAGGUCAUCGCGGAGAUGCUGCGGGCAGCUGGGGUGGGGGCGGAAGAGUGGGAACGGCGAGGCGUCGAGGUGGGAGACGACGCAUGGGCGGUGUAUGAGGUCGAGCAAAUCUACCAUGACCGAACCGAGCGGGGAUGGGAGGGGGUGAGGAACAAUACUGGGAAAGAGGGAUCUCAGCUUCAUACCCUGUGCGCCGCGUAUGUGUAUCCCUUCUCGGUGUGGGUGCGGCAGCGGGGCGAGGGCGAGGGAAGACUGGGUCCGCGGCAGGCUUAUGAUGGGGGAGGUACCUCGAUCCCGGUUUUUGCCGAGGAGUAUCGGCUACCCGAAGAACUGGUCCACCAUCUCAGUGACUAUCUCGAUAAGUCCUCUCUUAUCAGAUUCGGCUCUACCUGCCGCCAGUUCACUCCUCAACUGGACCAUCGGCUCUGGGUAGACCUCAAUCUCUACCUCCCACCGCGCUACGGAGACGUCCCGGCCGUGCGCGUGCCUAUCGAGGCGGAUGGUCCGCUAGGGCAGCUUUCCAAGGCGGCCAAGGAGAUCAGCUACACCCGCGAGGCGACCCUCACGCACCUCAUCGGGAAGCGGAUAGCGAAGGGGAGGAGCAGGGAUUGGGCGAACGUGAAGACGCUCAGGAUACAGCCAGAGCGUGGCUCGGCUCAGGCGUUGGUCCAGGUGCUGGGGCUCGUGCAGGGAAAUCUGGAGAUGUUGGAGAUCCUGGGCUUGGGGAGUCGUUUCCCUACCGACGCACCGUACAUCCUCAAGCGCGGUACGCUGCAAGAGAAGAUGAUCGGUAGUCAUCUCAGCUUCACCCGCAUCACACACGUUGUCAUCCGGCCCGGGGCGGUCUGGUCCGGCGACAUCUGUCUGCGCUUGUGCGAAGCAGCGCCCGCGCUCAUCGCGCUCAAUGUCGAGCUCGGAUGUCACGGCAUGUCGCCGGGGAUAUCUACGACCGGAACGCAAUUCCCACCCACCAUGAUGACUCGGAUCGAACGGCUACGGUUUAGCCUCUGCGGAUCAGACGGCUCCGAGGACCCAGAAGCUGUCCGCGUCGUCAGGGAGAUCGUCCGAGUCAGCCCGGACCUUCGUCAGGUCAUCCUUCCCUUCCGGGGGUAUCAGAAGCAGGCAAAUGAGGGUCUGCUUGAGGCUCUCGCCGACCACGAGUCGUUGCAGGAACUUUCGACCGCCAAAUCCUAUGCCCAGAUGUGCAAGAAUUGUACUACGACUACUCGUCCAUCAACACUCCGGCCAAGCCCAUUGCCACUGGCGAGGACCAGGCGACUGCAGAAGACCUUCUUUGAGGAUUGGCCUGUACAUUGCGACCACGAUCUCUUUGAACGGUUGGACGGGGUCGAAGGCUCAGGCGACCUCACCGGUACCGUAUGGUCCUACGAUCGCGGCGAUCGCGGCGACGACCAGGACGAGCUGCUGCACGUCCGACUGCUCACCGACUUCGUCGAGACCGCGGACGUUCUCUGGCCGGUCGACCCGGCUCAACUUUCGCUCGGAGAUCACGUUUUCGGAUACGCUCAAGUGCACGUCGGCGGAGUAAAUACCAGGGCAAAGAUCUACAGGGAAUCUCCCAACCAGAUCUGGCAUCACUAUACUCUGUACAAAUCAUCGAAUGUGCCUCUGGACAUCAUUGAGGAGAUGCGGAUCGUGCAGGGGAUGAGCAGAGAUGAAUGGGAGCAUCGGUAUGUGGAUGUUGGAGAGGAGGCGUGGGCGGUUCUGGACAAGUGGUAUCAGCGGUACUUGAUGGAUGCGCAGACCUGA
Molecule: messenger RNA, 2319 nt
Organism: Dioszegia hungarica
Lineage: Eukaryota; Fungi; Basidiomycota; Tremellomycetes; Tremellales; Bulleribasidiaceae
Exons: 7
Coding region: 1-2319 (772 amino acids)
Molecular function (GO): protein binding
Source: RefSeq, a predicted model, not a curated record